Molecule: messenger RNA, 1551 nt
Organism: Ostrinia furnacalis (Asian corn borer)
Lineage: Eukaryota; Metazoa; Arthropoda; Insecta; Lepidoptera; Crambidae
Product: zinc finger protein 62 homolog
Exons: 8
Coding region: 157-1464 (435 amino acids)
Biological process (GO): regulation of transcription by RNA polymerase II
Cellular component (GO): nucleus
Molecular function (GO): DNA-binding transcription factor activity, RNA polymerase II-specific; RNA polymerase II transcription regulatory region sequence-specific DNA binding; zinc ion binding
Source: RefSeq, a predicted model, not a curated record
UACUUUUCUCAUUGCUUUUCUCUGCUCUGGAUUUAACUAAAAUAAAUAAAUUAAUGUUGGUGUUGUUGUUUGCUUGUAUGUUAAUGUGCACAUUGUUACGUGCUGUGUGGUGUUGUAUGUUAGUAGUUAUUAUUAUUUCCGAUUCGCACUUUAGCGAUGUCCGACAUAUUAUCGACUUGCUGUCGCCUCUGCUUAUCAUCUAAGGACUUGAGGUGGAUAUUUGUCGAAGAACCUUCAGAACUUCGGUCCAACUUACUGUAUUUAGCAACUGGAGUAAAGAUUCUUCCAGACGAUGGUCUUACCCAAAAAAUAUGUAAGUUCUGCACAAUUUUGGUGAAUCAAUCUCUAAAAUUACGGAAUAAAAGUCAGAAAACAGACGCAGAACUGAGGAAACUAGUCGGUGAAAGUAUCUCAGAUUCAGACAUUCAAUUAGAAGAAGAGCAUGAUCAAUUUACAUCAAAAUCUACACGGAAGAAAUCUAAAUUAUUUGAAGAUUCAAAAACAAAUCAGUCGUUCGAUGUGCUUAGUUGGAAUCACGAUAUCAAAAGUAACAUUAAAAAUGAGAAUACUAAAGAAUUGUCACUCUCAAAAAAAAUUAAAUCACGAACGUCAAAGCGAAAACGGCUAAAACUUAGCGAUAUACCACAAAAUACGAAGCUGGUUCAGAAGCUAAACGAAGAAGUGAACAAUGAUUACAUACCUACAUCCGUAGAUAUAACUGAGUCAGAAUUAACGUACUAUGAAUCUUCUGAUGAUGCAAAUUGCAAUGUAUUAAGCGAAUCAAAGGAUACUGAAGUUAGGCCGAGGCCUAGGAGACCAAAGGAAGUAAUAGAGAAAUACAUGGCGUUAGCAGUCCAGCCGAUACCAAACGAGGGGCCAGUGGAAUGUAACCUGUGUGGGACGGUGAUCAAGUAUAAGAAGUUCUUCGUCAACCAUGCGAGGACUCACUUCGAACCGGAGUACCCUUGUGAUCAAUGCGACAAGAAGUUCUUCACUGGAAGCGUCCUGAAGUACCACCAGCAACGCAUGCAUGGCGCCGAAAGACGGAAAGUUUGUCCCGAGUGUCCCUUCCGCGCUGUGGACAAUAGGCGUUUGCAGCUUCAUAUGCGCUCCGUUCACACAGGAGAGCUGCCGUUCGUGUGUAACGAAUGCUCCAAAGCCUUCCUCGAGAGAGAACGGCUAAAACAACACAUGAGGACGCAUUUCGGCGUUCGGAAUGUGCAGUGCGACCGCUGCGCCGCGCUGUUCAAAAGCCGCUCGGAGCUGGCCAGCCACAGGAACAAAGUGCACCUCAUGAGCUACACCUACUACUGCUACCUGUGCCCGAGCAAGUUCAAAAGCGUCAGUUCGACGAAGAACCACAUCGUGAAGGUCCACGGCAUUCCUAGAGAGCAACACCCGCGCAUCCGGCAGCACAAGGCUCGAAGGCUGAGCACGGACCAGCAAAGCGGCGGAACAUCGUAAUAUACUAUACUAGCUGUCCCGGCGAACUUUGUUCCGCCUUAAUGGCAAUAAAUAAGCAGACUUUUUUUUAAUUUCGAACGGGAUAAA